CGCUUUUCGACGUUCGUGCCUCCGACAGCGGACGAGACAAAGUAGUUUCUAGCCCUUUCUUCUAGCGCUUUAAACCGCCGGCUUUGCUUUUACAACUGUCAGAAUAUUCAGCCAGAUUGUCGCGGGUAUCAUCUGUAUUAACUUCACUUUUAGUAAUGCCUCGGGGCGGGAAAAAGGGCCACAAGGGCAGAGGGAAGCAAUUCAGCAACCCAGAGGAGAUUGACCGACAGAUGAAAGCACAGAGAGAGUUGGAGGAAAAGGGUGGGGUAGAGAAAGAGAGCUCUUCAGAGUCUGAGAGCAGCAGUGAUGAUGAAUCUGAGUCCAGGAAGAGGAGUGGAGUGGAGGGGCUUAUAGAGAUUGAGAAUCCCAACCGUGUGUCUCAGAAGAGCAAGAAGGUGACUGAGGUAGACGUCACUGCUCCCAGAGAACUGACUCGCAGAGAGAGAGAGGAGAUAGAGAAGCAGAAAUCAAAAGAACGCUACAUGAAGCUCCAUCUUGAGGGGAAGACUGACCAGGCCAAAGCCGACCUGGCCAGACUGGCCAUCAUCAAGAAACAGAGGGAGGACGCUGCCAAGAAGAGGGACGAACUCAGGAAAGAAGCUGAAGAAGCCAAAGCAAAGCGCUAGUCCAUCU
Messenger RNA from Micropterus salmoides (largemouth bass), 633 nucleotides. It is a transcript of the gene pdap1a, whose product is annotated as pdgfa associated protein 1a. Bases 156 to 626 code for a protein of 156 amino acids. Gene Ontology annotation, cellular component: cytosol. NCBI's taxonomy places the organism in Eukaryota, Metazoa, Chordata, Actinopteri, Centrarchiformes, Centrarchidae. Gene Ontology annotation, molecular function: RNA binding. The record is from RefSeq and is a predicted model, not a curated record. The transcript is spliced from 6 exons.